Cladophialophora carrionii CBS 160.54 is the source of this 2358-nucleotide messenger RNA. RefSeq lists its product as uncharacterized. NCBI's taxonomy places the organism in Eukaryota, Fungi, Ascomycota, Eurotiomycetes, Chaetothyriales, Herpotrichiellaceae. Bases 1 to 2358 code for a protein of 785 amino acids. The record is from RefSeq and is a predicted model, not a curated record. The transcript has 4 exons. Gene Ontology annotation, cellular component: membrane.
AUGGAAGGACAAGUCGACGGCAAUGUCGAGGGUCGAGAACGUCAUGUCCAGGUCACCGAGUCUCAAGAGGGCUAUGGGUCUGGCCCUGAUGUCGCCAACUCGAGUAAUGCGAUCGAAGUGCUGUGCGGUCCGCUCCUCAACUAUCAGCGCAUGAGCGAGGAAGGUCCCUCGGCUGUAACCUGGCACGGCUCCGUCCUACUCGUGACGAAACCGAACUCCAAGAUUCCCACCCUCGAGCUGAAGUUGGCCGGCCCUUGGGACCCUAGCGCCCGGGUCCGGAGUUUGCAGUCGCAGCUCGUGCAAGGGCUGAAGCUCUACUCGGAUCCGGACAAGACGUUUUGGCGGUUCACGCUCCGAGUUCCUUUGGUCGAGGCAGAGGCCAAAUGGGAGUACUCAAUACCAGACAUGCACUUUCUCUCCGAAGUCAGCAAGGAGCCUUCGCGGCAGUUUGUUGUCCCCUCGGCGACCGAGUCGAUGCGCAUCAUGUUCCACUCUUGCAACGGAUUCUCUGUCGGCACAGACGAAGAUUUCUGGUCAGGUCCCGUGCUCUGGAACGACGUUCUGCGAACCCAUCAGCAACGGCCGUUCCAUGUCAUGAUCGGCGGAGGUGACCAGAUCUACAACGAUUCGAUCCGAGUCAAGGGCCCGCUGAAGGAAUGGACGGCCAUUGCCAAUCCCAAAAAGAGGAAGGAAUAUCCGUUCGGGGAAGACAUGCGCAACCGAUGCGACCAGUAUUACUUUGAUAACUAUGCCCGGUGGUACUCGACCGAACCGUUUGCCUCCGCGAAUUCCCAGAUCCCGCAGAUCAAUAUCUGGGACGAUCACGACAUCAUCGACGGAUUUGGCUCAUAUACGGACCACUUUAUGCGAUGCGCCGUCUUCCGUGGCCUGGGUGGCGUGAGCUUCAAGUACUACUGCUUGUUUCAACAUCAUACAGCCCCUCCCGUAUCGACCUUCACCACGGACGCGCCCAAGACGAUGAGUGCCGAUGCCAAUGGUACCGCGGGCGCCGACCCCCGCCAGUUGAAAAACACGUAUGUGUACAAGACACCGGCGGAUGACCCCAGCUGGAUCGUCGGGAAACGCCCUGGUCCGUACGUCGAAGAAAAGUCAAGAAACCUGUACAUGCGUCUUGGUCGCCGUAUCGCGUUCUGUGGCAUCGACGCGAGAACCGAGCGGACCCGGAAACAGGUCAACUACCCAGACACGUACGACUUGAUCUUCGGAAGACUGGAGAAGGAAUUUACGGCUGCGCGAGGCGAAAUCAAGCAUUUGAUUCUCCUGCUCGGCGUGCCUAUCGCGUACCCUCGCCUGGCCUGGCUGGAGAAUAUCCUGUCCUCCCCACUGAUCGGCCCUAUUCGCUUGCUCAACAAGAGGUUCGGGCUCGCCGGAGGCUUCUUCAACUCGUUCGACGGCUCAGUCGAUCUGCUAGACGAUCUGGACGACCAUUACACCGCACGCCACCACAAGACCGAGCGCCGCGAACUGAUCCUCCGAUUACAGAAGCUGGCAGCCGACUUUUCCGUCCGCAUCACCAUCUUGGGCGGCGACGUGCAUCUUGCAGCCCUCGGUCGAUUCUUCUCCGCCCCAUCGACUCACAUGGAUCCCAUGCACGACCCACGGUACAUGGCCAACAUCAUCUCGAGUGCCAUCACCAACAAACCGCCUCCGAAAGCGGUCGCGAACCUACUGGCGCGAAGAAACAAGGUCCACCACUUGAGGGACGGCAAUACUGACGAGACGAUGCUCAAGAUGUUCAACAAACAGCCCGGUGGAAUGGUGAAGGGCGCCGACUGGAAUCAAUGCACCAUGCCCAGCCGCAACUACGCAUGCAUCACCGAGAUCCCGGACGAUGGCACGACCGAAUCGACGCAACCGAUGAACGGCCAAGUGCGCGGCGACGUACAGUCAGUGUCGGAUGUGGCCAAUUCGACGGGCAAGACCGGCAAAGCACGUCCUCAUCAAGGCAAAGACGCGCCAGAUGGACGUGGGCCUCUGCACGUCGGCGAGGAAGGCGCGGGCACAGAACACCCCGCCGCGGAUGGUAUCAGCGUUGUGGCCGCGGCGCCUCCGUUAAAGGGCGGCUUGAACGUCUCUAUCAAGGUGGAGAUCGACAACCAAAAUCGAGAAGGCAGGACGGAGGGGUACGGCAUGAGCACUCACAAUCAGACCGAAAUCCCAUACUGGACCGCAGCCCCACGGGACGAACGAUCACGGACACGCUCACGCAGCCGCAGCAUCAGUGACGGGUGGUACGUCUGGUGGAUCUGCGGCGUAGUCCCGCCUUAUGAUGAUGGCAAUAUUCGCGACGGAGUCCACGUCCACGUCCGCGUCCGAGUCAAAUUCCGGGCGAGGUAG